Molecule: messenger RNA, 6488 nt
Organism: Lonchura striata (white-rumped munia)
Lineage: Eukaryota; Metazoa; Chordata; Aves; Passeriformes; Estrildidae
Gene: LPIN1
Product: lipin 1
Biological process (GO): triglyceride biosynthetic process; cellular response to insulin stimulus; fatty acid catabolic process
Cellular component (GO): mitochondrial outer membrane; nucleus
Molecular function (GO): phosphatidate phosphatase activity; transcription coactivator activity
Source: RefSeq, a predicted model, not a curated record
UGAUCACUGCGAAAUUAUAUUCUCUGGAGCUUUGUUGUCUACAGCUAAAAUCUGAAGGCAGCUUUUUUGUAUAUGGCAGAAACCAACAGUGGCUUUAGCAGCGUAUGUGAAGAACAGGGAAAAACUACCAACUCAGGAUGUCGUCUGAGGAGGAAGAUCAUCCAGAGACCCCCAUUGGCUCCCCUUGGUCUUGGAUUCCGUUGAUGAAAGAUCCCGGUUGGAUUCGAAAUGUCUGGACACGUAAUCUAAAUGUCCAAACCAUGAAUUACGUUGGACAGUUAGCAGGGCAAGUGUUUGUAACUGUGAAGGAGCUCUAUAAGGGUCUAAACCCAGCCACACUGUCAGGAUGUAUAGAUAUAAUCGUUGUACGUCAGCCAGAUGGAAAUCUUCAGUGUUCCCCUUUUCACGUUCGCUUCGGGAAAAUGGGAGUUCUACGUUCCAGGGAGAAAGUGGUUGACAUAGAAAUUAAUGGAGAGGCUGUAGAUUUGCACAUGAAACUGGGAGACAAUGGGGAGGCCUUUUUUGUGCAGGAGACAGAUAAUGAUCAGGAGGUAAUUCCUUAUCAUCUCUCCACAUCUCCAAUUCUGUCUGAGGGGACUGCCUUAAUGGAAUCCCAGCUGAAGAGGAAUUCCAUAGACAGGAUACGAAACCUGGACACCAAUGCAUCUUCACAAGUCCCACCCCAAGCCCAUGGAUCCCAGCCUUCUACUGAAACAUCUCCAGUCUGUAGCUCUGUGAAAAAAAGGAGGAAGAAGAGGAGGAAGUCAACUCAUAAAAUAGACAGCUUAAAAAGAGAAGACACACAUGGAGACACAUCAGAAGAUGAAGACUUGUUUCCCAUAGAGAUUAGCUCAGAGGAAGAAAAAGAGCCAUUGGACAAUUCAAGGAUCCCUGUUCCAGAUGUGUUUGUUGAUGAUGUAUCUGACAUAAAGGCUCCUUCAGUUUCUGUGCUUUCUCAGUCUGCACCUUACCCUCAUUCAGAUGGAGAAUGGUCACCUCUUCAAAGUAAGGCUAUAGAUUGUACAGGGCAAGCCACUCUCCUCACUGUUCCAGCAGACAGAGGCCUAUCUAAUUCUUGUCCUCAACAAUCUUCUCACUCUUCUCUUCUAGACAGCCCAUCAGACUCACGUCCUCCUACUCCUCAAAGUGACUCAGAAUUAGUCAGUAAACCCACAGACAGAAGUGGACUGAAGAAUAAUCCCCAUAUGCACUGGGCAUGGGGAGAGCUACCCCAGGCUGCAAAGGCCAGUUCUCUGCUCAAAGCAAAGGAACCCAGCAUGGUAGAUGCAAAUCCUUCUGAAAGCACUCACUUUCGGGUCAUCCAAAGCUCUCCUGUAGAGGAGUUUAACACAGUGUCUCCUCUACCUGCCCUUGGACAAGCAGAUGCAGCAAUUGCUGAUGAAAGUGAGCCCUUACCAGCUGAGACAAAUAAGCCAGAGACAGAGCUGCCAGGAGCAGCUGAACCCCCAUUGCCUGCAAAUGAAGAAAUAAAGCAAGCUGCAGCUUGCUCAGCCCAACCCACUGGCAAGACGGAUUCCCCUUCCAGAAAGAAAGACAAACGGAGUCGGCAUCUUGGUGCUGAUGGUGUCUAUUUAGAUGACCUCACUGACAUGGAUCCAGAAGUUGCUGCACUUUAUUUCCCCAAAAAUGGGGAUAAUGCCCAAAGCAAGAGCAUGGCUGACGUGGGGCCACGGCCGUCCAGCCACUCUCCGCAGUCUGUCGGGAGCUCUGGUGUUGACAGUGGGGCUGAAAGCACCUCGGAUGGAGUUCGGGAUUUGCCCUCCAUCGCCAUUUCUCUCUGCGGAGGCCUUACUGAGAACAAAGAGAUAACCAAAGAAGAGUUCUUAGAACAUGCAGUAACGUAUCAGCAGUUUGUGGACAAUCCUGCUAUCAUUGAUGACCCUAACCUUGUGGUUAAGAUUGGAAAUAAGUACUACAACUGGACGACAGCUGGUCCCCUUCUACUGGCAAUGCAGGCAUUCCAGAAACCCUUGCCAAAGGCAACUGUGGAAUCUAUAAUGAGGGACAAGAUGCCAAAGAAAGGUGGAAGAUGGUGGUUUUCAUGGCGAGGGAGGAACAGCACUAUUAAAGAGGAAACAAAGCCAGAGCAAGGUAUGAGUGAGAGUGGACUUACAGAAGACUCUUCACAGAUGAGCAGGGCAAACAGAAUAAAAGAUGAAUCUUCUUCAAGCGAUGAAGACCCUAGAGCUGCCAAACAAAACCUCGGGUCAUUACAAACCAACUCCAGUCAUCUCUCGUUAUUGUCUGGAAUCAGUUACAAAAAAUCACUUCGCCUCACUUCUGACCAACUUAAAAGCUUAAAGCUCAAGAAUGGCCCCAAUGAUGUGACCUUUAGUGUUACAACCCAGUAUCAAGGCACUUGCCGCUGUGAAGGUACCAUUUACCUAUGGAAUUGGGAUGAUAAAGUUGUUAUUUCUGAUAUUGAUGGAACAAUCACACGGUCAGAUACUUUAGGUCAUAUUUUGCCAACUCUUGGCAAAGACUGGACACACCAAGGGAUUGCGAAGUUGUACCAUAAAGUGAGCCAAAAUGGAUAUAAAUUUUUGUACUGCUCAGCACGAGCUAUUGGAAUGGCAGGCAUGACCAGAGGAUACUUGCACUGGGUCAAUGAAAGAGGAACUGUGCUGCCUCAGGGGCCAGUUUUGCUGAGUCCAAGCAGCCUAUUCUCAGCUCUUCACAGGGAGGUCAUAGAAAAGAAACCAGAAAAAUUUAAAGUUCAGUGUUUGACAGACAUCAAGAAUUUGUUUUAUCCUAACACAGAACCCUUUUAUGCUGCUUUUGGAAACAGACCUGCUGAUGUUUAUUCAUACAAACAAGUCGGGGUUUCUUUAAACAGAAUAUUUACAGUUAAUCCCAAAGGAGAACUUAUACAAGAGCAUGCAAAAACAAACAUCUCAUCCUAUGUCCGACUCUGUGAAGUGGUAGACCAUAUUUUCCCUUUGCUGAAAAGAAGUCAUUCUUCAGACUUCCCAUGUUCUGACACCUACAGCCAGUUCACCUACUGGAGAGAACCUCUGCCUCCAUUUGAAACUCAGGAUGUACAUCCAGCCUCAUCUUAACCCCAUCUCCAAAUUGUUGGUCUCACUUCAAAUAAUGGGUUGGCUUGUGUUGGAAGGACACUACUUGGCUUUUGCUGUUGACAGUUCAGUUGGAAUCUGUGAAGUUUUGAGCAUUGUAAUCCUCUGUUGUGAGCAAACUUGGAAUGCUUUUUUUAUGCUUUUUAUAUACUUAGUCAGGUUUCCAGACAAGAGGAGUCUUGCUAGAAAUAGGAGUUGCUUUUCUAGGUCCUCUCUCAGCUCCUCAAAUUUUGCCAUGCACUUUCAUUAUAUAAGAUCAAUUAAAAGUGCAGUGAUGCUGGGGUUGCAGGUAAAACAUGCCAUAAGGUUGUAAAGUGAUUCCACAUCUGUUCUGCAUCACUGAAGCCAUCUUCCAUCCUGUCAGAACCCCUUGCCAGUAAGGGAGCUGAAGGUGCUCACCAUUCCUGACAUUAUCUGGUGUUACAGACAGGGAUUGCAAUCUAUAUAUCAAAAUCCUGCUCUCUGAAGGAGCAAUUGAUUCUUCCCCUCUCCCCUUGCUUGACCAACAACUGUUUGUUUAAGAGUUAAUUAUUGGUCUAGAUUCUCAGCAGAUGUAAAUCAGUGUAGCUGUGAAACCCAAUUGAGCUGUGUUUGAUUUAUUCCAGCCUGUUUUGACAUGGGACAUUUCUGAGGAAAUUAGUUAUGUGUAUUCUAAAUAGAAAGUACAUUAAAUAGGAUGCCAGAUUCUUUCAGUCUUUCUCAGUCUGAGAACUAUCAUGCUUCAAGAGUAGCUUUUUGGAUCAAGGUAAGUGUUCAAAUGGAAAAUACAGGCCACUGUGGAUAGUGCCCGCCUUACUGAAGUGGCUGAUUUUGAGUAAACACAUCUUUCACACACAGUGUGCUGAGGUUGAAGAUUUUUUACUGAGCCAAAAAUAGUAAGGAUUUUAUCAAAAUGGAAUAGUUUUGUUUGAAAUAUUAUUUUGGUUAAAAUGUGAAUUUUGAUGCUGGUGAAUGAUGUAUCUCAGGUUUUUACUGUAUGGAUUUUUUUGCUUUGUUUUGUAUCAUAAAGAAUGGAUACUUUUAGUGCAAUUUACUCUCCUUUAAGGCAAUGAAAUAGCCUCUUUUCUUUUUUUUUCCUUAUUUAUCCAGACACAAGCUGUAGAUAUUGCUUUUGACAGCCUUAAGACUGAACUGUGUGCACUAAAAGCAAUACUGUGGAUCAGUUGAUAACAUUUUUCAAAUGGUCUGCCUUUAGACAAUGUGGUACUUAAAAUAUGGACUCCAAGUGCCCACAUGCCAAAUUAUUUCAAAUGUGUCGUAGUUAGGAAAGAAACUUACUUCUUCUUUUUGAAAUACACUGAAAAGUCUAAUUGCUCUCUGAAAUGCUGAAAAUGGCAUCAUGGGUUUCUGUGUACAUUGUAUUUCAGUAUGACUACACUGGUGGUUCACAAGCUGUGGUCUCUGCCAGCCUGUGAUCCGAGGCUAUAGUAGGUGUUUUGCAACUGCUUUGUAGUGUUUUCACUUAAGAGUUUAAUAACAGGAAGGCAGAGUGGUCCAGCAGAAAUUUUAAGAUGUGAUUGUGGUUGGCUAUCACCCAGAAAUUUGGAAAUGACUGCUCUGGAUCACAUUUGUUCUGUAACAACAGAUUCUGGUUUUACACAUCAAGAGUGAUAGCAGUGUAGAUAGGAUGGUAACUCUCUGGUAGGGUUUUUCUAAGUUUACUACUGAAGACUUUAUCUGGGAUCUUAGUGGGCCAAUUAAUGUUUUCUCUGUGCCUUCAAUAGUAAUGAGAACAAGUGCAAUGCUUUACAUAGCUGCAGUGUGCAGUGGAGAGUCCUCCCCAAGUCUUCUUUUCACAUGAAGGUUGCUACUUCAGGAAAGGUAAAUAUCUGCUUUGGACAUAUCAGGACACAAAGAGGAAGAAAUGAGUAUUUGAUAAGCCAGAACUGAUUGUGUUCUCUUGAAAGUUUAAAGCAAAUGCAAAUAUCUUUUUACUUCAAGGUGUAAGAAAUACGGGGUAGAUUUUCUGAAAGACAAUCAGUGGGGAUUGCAGAUUGCCAAACUGAGAUGGUUUCAUCUCUAAAUGUAGCCACACUUUCCUUUAAUUAUCUGUUAAUACUUGUCAUUAAUGAUUGAAUAUAUGGACAGAUGUACUAGCUGCAUCCUAUUUAAAUUCAGUUUUGGUAAAGGCCUACUUCAAGCCAUUUAUUAUGUAAGAUAUAUAAAAUAAAACAGUGAGAGGCUGACAGUUUUGUGGUUUUUAUCCUUAACAGUAGUUAAAAUCUAUUUUCCCAAGAUGCUACACACAGCAGCUCCUACCAGAAAAGAUGGUCCCUGAAUGUUCUCCACAAUUAAAGCCUGUGAUAUAACUUAAUAAAUAUAUAUUAUAACUUAAUAAAUAGGCAGUCCAGGGUUGUUUGUUGGCUUUAGUGUUUAAAACCAAAUGAUAGUGUGAAUGAGGAACUAUUUUAAUUGUCAGAUCACAGUGGCCACAGUGCAGUGCUGGUACAGGUAACCCUGAAGUGCUGCAGAAUCUGUCCCAGUUUUUCAAGAUUUGGUUAAACAGGGUUAUGGCUGACUUUUCUAUUGUUGGUAACCAUCUGCUUUAAGGCUGAAGUUGGACUGCAUGACCUCCAGGGGUCCCUUCUGACCAACUUUUCUGUGAUUCUGUGACUUUCAGUACUUCAGUUCUGAGUUGCUGCAUCCCUCAUUGUAUCCAAAAUUGAAAUCUAGCUGAAGAGUGUGAGGAAUGUGUGUUGCUGUAACUUUUUAUCAAAUUUACUGACUAAAAAGACACUUACAUGAAAAUCAAGGAUUUGACCUGCUAGAAGCAUCACCAUACUUUUCCAGAAAGUAUAAGACAUUUUGAUUUGGUAACUGAAUAAUUUUAGUACAAUAUUUAAAUUUCUUUGUUAACUCAUUUAGAAGAAAAAAGUGUGGUUUAAAAAAUUGCUACUCUUUCUGUGAAAGAAAAAAAAUCAACUGUGCUUGCAGUGUAAUGCUGGUUUUUGUUACAGAAAGAAUAUGUUAACAUAAGUAUGUAGACACAUUAAAUCACAGUAUAUUCUAUUCAUACAAUACACAGAAACUAGAAUAUGCAGCAGUGAGGAGUGGCUAAUGUUUUCUUUCUUGAUGCUGAUGACUGCACCACUCUAGCUGGGUCAUGGGAGGGAAAGAAUAUUGUACUUGUGACAUUAGUUAUGCUGAAGAUAAAAUGUUACUGCUGUAAUUUGGGGAAGGAAGAGAAAGAGGUAUUGGUUAUUUUUUAUUUGUAGAUAUGGUUUGUUAUUAUUUGAAAGCCUAUUUAUAUACAGUGUUUCCUCUGUAUAUGUAUGUGCUACUGCAGUGAUGAAAAUAGCUUUAACACUUCAUUUUGAUCUGCUGAAUGCAACAAGGGUAGAAAUAUAUAUUGUAAUAAAGACAAUAAUAAAUUUUUUCCUGACUUUUCUA